Molecule: messenger RNA, 1098 nt
Organism: Ramularia collo-cygni
Lineage: Eukaryota; Fungi; Ascomycota; Dothideomycetes; Mycosphaerellales; Mycosphaerellaceae
Exons: 3
Coding region: 1-1098 (365 amino acids)
Molecular function (GO): protein binding
Source: RefSeq, a predicted model, not a curated record
AUGUCACUGGGGUUUCACACAGAGAUGGUGAGCGAAGGCYACAGCGCGGUGUUGCGCGCCAUUAAAGAUCUGCACAAGUCGGACCGCUAUGCCGACCUCACCCUGACACUGGAAGAUCGUGUCUGGAAAGUCCACAAGGUAGUCGUCUGCCCGCAGUCGAGCUUCUUCCGCGAAGCCUGUGAUGGCCCGUGGAUCGAGUCCCAGGCCAGCAAGAUUGAGCUCCACGAUGACGAACCCAUGGCUAUCGAUGCUCUGGUGGAGUACUUCUACACAUCCGACUACACCAUGAAGAAAUUCAGUCCAACCACAACGGAUGGACUCAAUGGCGAACCAAUCUUGAGCACCCUCAACGCAGUCGUUUUCAAAAUCGCGGACAAGUACGAUGUGCCGACACUAGCUCUAUUGGCGCAACUCAGAUUUCGUAUGACUUCCAACGGCGACCAGUCUACUGCUGGGUUUGCCGCUCUGAUCCGCGAGAUAUAUGAGAACGGCCCGGAUAGUGCUUUGGGAAGAGAUAUGCGCGUCGCGCUCAUCGAUCUUCUCGUUACGCACGAAGCGCGGUACAUGACCGAGCCCAAAUUCACGGAAUUCCGUACCGUUCUCAGGGACGUCGUUACUUUUGGCAUAGAUUUUGGCAAAGCCUCGAUUGAUGAAAGGCUUCGGAGGCACGCGGCCCAAUUGGCGCAGAUGAAUGAGAACGAUGCUAUCGUCACCCAGAAGGCGAGGCAGAUGGAGGACCUUGCGAGAGGCAAGGAAUGCAUGGAGCACCGUGCAAACUUGACCAGAUUGAACAGAACCUUCGAGGAACACAGAAAUAACGAAGUGAAGCAACACGGCGCCAGAUUGGCAGAGAUGACCCGGCACCAACUCGAAGGUCUCGAUUUGCAGAGAGCAGUUGUGCAUCACAAGGCCAGACUGACAGAGAUGACCACGAACCAGCGCAAGGAGAUGAAGCUUGCGCAGUCCCAGCUCGGUCGGGACAUGUUGGGAGAAGGCGAGCAGCGUUUCCGUUGUCGCGCUGAGGAUUGCAGCAACAGCUUUGUGGCGCUGGGUGGUACGGACGGGUUGAAGUGCCCGUACUGCAGCACCCCGGUUUGA